Durusdinium trenchii is the source of this 1038-nucleotide messenger RNA. The record is from the annotation of a GenBank genome assembly. Lineage: Eukaryota; Dinophyceae; Suessiales; Symbiodiniaceae.
AUGAGCCAGAAUGUCCGCCCACAUCGGUGCGCAGGCUCUUGUGGUUCUGAUGCCCUGUGCUUGCAGCAGAGUUUUGAGUUGCCUGCUGAGAGCAAGUGGGUUGGUUUAAACAGCAGCCUCAAUUGUUUGGGACGGCAUGCGGGACAAGGGCACGCUGGCCCAUGCCUUUUGCCUGCCUUACAACACUUGCAACCAGCAACUAAGCACUCAAGGGAUGAGCGUGAGCGACGUCGCAAGGACAGAUGGGCAAAACGGGCGAGAUCUAGACCAAGCAAGCCGCUCAGCAAGUCAAGGCCAAAACCAAGGUCCACUGAGAUCUGUCAAAGUGAAAGUGAGAUCCAAGACCUUCGUCGACCAAUUAGCUCACUAAGCGAGCUGUCGCUUCCAUCGCCAAGACGGGAAGAAGACGAUGACAUACUCUCGGCCUCUGCGGUUUUGAGGGCAGCUCUCACUGGGAGCUUCCUGGACUUGGAGGACGAGAGCGUGGAAUUAAGGGCUUCAGGCCCACCAUAUGCUUGGAGCCCUUAUUCAAGCAGCCAAGAUGAAAAUGACGAUUCAAAACAAGCCAGCUCCCCUCAGUCCAGGGAUGUUGACCAGUACAACCAUUCGGCAACCAAAUUGAUGCGCGGUGCCAAUCCAAAGGACAGAGUGCCCUUAAGUACACUGCAGCUGCUUGAAGCCGAGGUGGCAAGCCAUGGGAAGUCUGAUGGCUACCAGUUGCCGAGUGACAGAAGUGACCGGCUACCCUGCAUUGAAGGAGCUGGGGAGGCCGCGCGCCUGGACGGGAAGCGAGAGACUCGAAGCAACGCAGGCCACCCAGAUGUCUGGAAUGCUCCUGUGGAGGAUGCAGAAGCAAAGGCAUUAAAGGGUCGGCCAGAUGGCCCCGGCCGGCUGCCGUCGUAUUUGAGACCACGUCAGGCUCCUGAGGUGCAGAAGCUGCAUUUGGGCCCUGAGAGACGAAACGCCUCCAAGCAACCACGAAGACAGCAGAUGAACAAGGAGGUCAGGAAAUUACAGCGCGCGCAGUCAGUUUUUUGA